Peronospora matthiolae is the source of this 750-nucleotide messenger RNA. Lineage: Eukaryota; Oomycota; Peronosporomycetes; Peronosporales; Peronosporaceae. The record is from the annotation of a GenBank genome assembly.
AUGGUGAUCGCAAUUUCCAAGCACUUUGGAUGGCUCAUCGACCAGCACGAUGUGGUGACGGCUUUCCUGUAUAGCUUCAUGAAGGAACAAGUGCUCUGUGUGAUUCCUGAAGGCGUUGAGCUUGAUAGUAAGUUCGACUGCCUGGAAUUGGUGAAGUCAAUUUGCGGCCUCAAGCAAGCGUCGCGAGUGUGGAAUGCGACAUUCGACGAGUUUGUGUACUCCAUUGGAUUUCAAGUAUCGGACUUCGACCCAUGUCUCUACAUCAAUACUUUGGUUGGCCAUCGUGUGUUUGUACUGGUCUACGUGGACGACGUUUUAAUGACUGGAAGCUCGCUUGAGCUGAUUGCACGAACCAAGAACGACCUGAAGACACGUUUCGAGAUGACAGACAGCGGCAAGUGUGCAUUUGCUCUUGGGAUUGAGAUUCUGGACGGUGAAGACGGCAGUGUGUCUAUGUGUCAGCGCCGUUAUGUCAAUGAUAUCCUCAAGUGCUUUGGAAUGGAGGAGUGCAAGGCUGUGGCGAGUCCUGUGGAUGUCAGCUCUCGACUGAUGUCAAGCAACAGUGCGAGCAAGAUCGAUGUUCCAUUCCGUGAAGCUGUUGGUGCUUUGAUGCAUCUGACGACUACAACAAGACCGGACAUCGCCUAUGCUGUGAGCUUUGUGUCGCGCUUCACGGAAAAUCCCCAAGAAGAACACUGGGUUGCGGUCAAGCGCUUCUUUCGAUACCUGGAGAAUCCCCAAGACGAAUAA